This is a messenger RNA of Symphalangus syndactylus (siamang), 8516 nucleotides long. RefSeq names its product ankyrin repeat domain 26 (gene ANKRD26). Gene Ontology annotation, molecular function: protein binding. The record is from RefSeq and is a predicted model, not a curated record. Lineage: Eukaryota; Metazoa; Chordata; Mammalia; Primates; Hylobatidae.
AUGCGCACUUUUGUCUAGCGGGAUCGCUUGCUCGGUAACCCGGGGGGAGAGAUUGGAAACCGCGGAGUUUCCUUUGGGAGGCUGCGGCCAGCCGGGGCUGACUUGCUAUGUUAGGCUCCGGAGGCCGUUAAGAGCCGAAAGAGACAUGAGGUGUCUCUGAAGCCUGGUCGCCUGGGCCAUGAAGAAGAUUUUUAGUAAGAAGGGCGAGUCGCCCUUGGGCUCCUUCGCGCGGCGGCGGAGGAGCAGCGCGGGCGGCGGGGGCGAGCCCGGGGAGGGCGCCUACGCGCAGCCCGGCUACCACGUCCGAGACCGAGAUCUCGGCAAGAUCCACAAAGCUGCCAGCGCGGGUAAUGUGGCGAAAGUGCAGCAGAUCCUUUUGCUCAGGAAGAAUGGCUUGAAUGAUAGAGACAAGAUGAACAGGACAGCUCUACAUUUGGCCUGUGCCAAUGGUCAUCCAGAAGUAGUAACUCUCCUGGUGGACAGAAAAUGCCAGCUCAAUGUCUGUGACAACGAAAACAGGACAGCUCUGAUGAAGGCUGUACAAUGCCAGGAAGAGAAAUGUGCAACUAUUCUGCUAGAACAUGGUGCUGAUCCAAAUCUUGCAGAUGUCCAUGGCAACACUGCCCUUCACUAUGCUGUCUAUAAUGAGGACAUAUCAGUAGCAACAAAGCUGCUUUUGUAUGAUGCAAAUAUUGAAGCAAAAAACAAGGAUGACCUCACACCACUUUUACUUGCAGUAAGUGGAAAAAAGCAGCAAAUGGUGGAAUUUUUAAUAAAGAAAAAAGCAAAUGUAAAUGCAGUGGAUAAGUUGGAAAGCAGUCACCAACUAAUUUCAGAAUAUAAAGAAGAAAGGAUACCUAAAAAUUCUUCUCAAAAUAGUAAUUCAGCGGAUGAAAGCUCUGAAGACUCCUUAAGCAGGCUUUCUGGCAAACCAGGUGUUGAUGAUUCAUGGCCUACCUCAGAUGAUGAAGACCUCAAUUUUGAUACCAAGAAUGUCCCAAAACCAAGCUUAGCAAAGCUAAUGACUGCUUCUCAGCAAUCCAGGAAAAAUUUAGAAGCAACAUAUGGCAUUGUGAGAACAGGAAAGAGAACUUUGUUUGAGGAUAGAGAUUCCGAUAGUCAAGAUGAAGUUGUGGUUGAAAGCCUUCCUACAACAUCGAUCGAAGUCCAGGGCUUUUCUCAUCCUACCUAUCAAUCACCUGACCUUCUUCCAAAACCUUCCCACGAGUCGUUAGCAAACCCUGGUCUUAUAAAGGAAGAACCAACAAAGCCAGCCAUUGGAAAAAAAGAAAAUGGUAUUGAUAUUAUUGAAAGUGCUCCACUAGAGCAAACAAAUAAUGAUAAUUUGACUUAUGUUGAUGAAGUACACAACAAUAAUAGAAGUGAUAUGAUGUCUGCAUUAGGAUUAGGACAAGAGGAAGAUAUAGAAUCACCUUGGGAUUCUGAGAGUAUCUCUGAGACUUUUCCACAGAAGUAUGUUGAUCCUUUAGCUGGGGCUGCAGAUCGAAAAGAAAAAAAUAUAGGAAAUGAACAAGCAGAAGAUGUGUUUUAUAUACCUUCUUGCAUGAGUGGAUCAAGAAACUUUAAGAUGGCUAAACUAGAGGAUACAAGAAAUGUAGGCAUGCCAGUAGCCCACAUGGAGUCUCCUGAGAGAUAUCUUCACUUGAAGCCUACCAUUGAAAUGAAAGAUUCUGUUCCAAAUAAAGCAGGAGGAAUGAAGGAUGUACAGACAUCCAAAGCAGCUGAACAUGACCUAGAAGUGGCAUCAGAAGAAGAGCAAGAAAGGGAAGGAAGUGAAAAUAACCAGCCACAGGAUAAAGUUAUUUUAAAAACAUGCACCCUGACAGAAAAGACAUCUGAAACACAAAACAAGCAAAUUAGUCGUCCUCUUUCAUGUCCGCAAAAAAUGUCUCAAGAACCAGAACUGAAUAAGGAGUGUGAUAGAGAGGAUGCAUCUGUAUAUUCAGGACUUCCUUGUGUGCAAAACGAUAAAGAAAUGUGGACCAAACAAGGCAAAUUAGAGUGGAAAAAUAACUUAAAACUCAUCAUAAAUGAGUUAAAGCAGAGCUGUGGUGAAACUUGUGAACAAUACAAAAUUACUGCUUCUCCUGGGGAAGAGCCACUACAUAACUCUAAAGGAGGCACAAACUUAAAGGAAAUACCUUCUUCUUUGACAAAUAAUAUACUUGAUUGUGAUGAAAAAGAUUCUCCUAUCUCUGUACUAUUCCAGGUGUUGCCUGAACAAAAAGAACUCAGUCUCGAAAAUGGCUUUUCAUCUCCUUCGUACUCUGGGUCCCCAGAAUAUGCUUGCCAGUCAUCUUCUAAACCUUAUUUAAAUGAAAAUAAAUUAGGCCAUGGAAAUGUUAACAAACCAGACACUGAACAUGUUUUUAACACAGAUAAGGAUUUUUAUAAUGCUACAGAAAAUAAAAAAGUAAGGAACCCAGAAGUAGUUACAGGUGAAAUGAAAGAAGAGUUUGAUAUGCAAAUGACAAAAAAUAUGAACCAAAAUACCACUAAUUGGAAAUUAGACAUCAGACAUGUGCCUCAGUGUAGUGAUCCAAAAAGACCUUUUGAUUUGAUCUGCUCCAAAGAAAUGAAUCAUAUGAUUCAAAUAAAAAGACAUAGUAUUUCUGCUGGUACAGACGCUUACAAGAAAACAAAACCAAUACAGAACUUGUUCCAGAAGCCAUUGUAUGAUCAUUGCAGUGCUAAUAACCAUAAAAGCAUGGAACCUGAAUUAGAAAAUGUGAGGUCUUCUCCACCACAUGGUGACAGAACAUCAAAAGUAUCUCUAAAAGAAGAAUUACAGCAAGAUAUGCAAAGGUUUAAAAAUGAGAUAGGCAUGUUAAAAGUAGAGUUCCAGGCUUUGGAGAAAGAAAAAGUCCAACUUCAAAAAGAGGUUGAAGAAGAAAGGAAAAAACACAGAAAUAAUGAAAUGGAAGUAUCAGCAAACAUACCUGAUGGUGCUACUGAUGAUGCUGAAGAUGAUGAUGAUGAUGAUGGUGGAUUAAUUCAACAAAGAAAGAGUGGAGAAACUGAUCAUCAGCAAUUUCCCAGGAAGGAAAAUAAAGAGUAUGCAAGUAGUGGUCCUGCCUUGCAAAUGAAGGAAGUAAAGAGAACUGAAAAAGAAAAACAGACCUCAAAAGAAUCUGUGAAUUCACCAGUGUUUGAGAAGGCCAAUUUACUAACGGGUGGCCUGCUACAAGUGGAUGAUGACAGCAGUUUAAGUGAAAUAGAUGAGGAUGAAGGAAGGCCUACUAAGAAAACAUCUAAUGAAAAGAACAAGGUCAAAAACCAAAUACAGUCUAUGGAUGAUGUUGAUGACUUAACUCAGUCAUCUGAAACAGCCUCAGAGGAUUGUGAGCUGCCCCACUCUAGUUAUAAGAAUUUUAUGUUGCUAAUUGAACAACUUGGAAUGGAGUGUAAAGAUUCUGUUAGCCUAUUGAAAAUCCAGGAUGCAGCUCUUUCAUGUGAAAGAUUAUUAGAACUUAAAAAAAAUCACUGUGAACUACUUACAGUAAAAAUUAAAAAAAUGGAAGAUAAGGUUAAUGUACUACAAAAGGAGCUAUCUGAAACAAAAGAAAUAAAAUCACAGUUAGAGCAUCAAAAAGUUGAAUGGGAACGAGAACUGUGCUCUUUGAGAUUUAGCUUAAACCAAGAAGAAGAGAAGAGAAGAAAUGCUGAUAUAUUGUAUGAAAAAAUUAGGGAACAGUUAAGAAGGAAAGAAGAGCAAUAUAGGAAAGAAGUUGAAGUGAAACAACAGCUUGAACUGAGUCUCCAAACACUGGAGAUGGAAUUGAGGACUGUAAAAAGUAAUUUGAAUCAGGUCGUACAAGAGCGAAAUGAUGCUCAGAGGCAACUUUCUCGAGAACAGAAUGCCAGAAUGUUACAAGAUGGAAUUCUGACCAAUCACCUUUCCAAACAAAAGGAGAUUGAAAUGGCUCAAAAGAAAAUGAAUUCUGAGAAUUCUCAUAGUCAUGAAGAAGAAAAAGACCUAUUGCAUGAAAAUAGCAUGUUGCAGGAAGAAAUUGCUAUGCUAAGACUAGAAAUAGACACAAUAAAAAAUCAAAACCAGGAAAAAGAAAAGAAAUGUUUUGAGGACCUUGAAAUUGUAAAAGAAAAGAAUGAAGACCUUCAGAAGACUAUAAAACAGAAUGAGGAAACAUUAACACAAACAAUAUCCCAGUAUAAUGGACGGCUUAGUGUUCUGACAGCUGAGAAUGCAAUGCUAAAUUCUAAACUGGAGAAUGAAAAGCAAAGCAAGGAAAGACUGGAAGCAGAAGUUGAAUCAUACUGUUCUAGAUUGGCUGCUGCUAUACGUGAUCGUGAUCAAAGUGAGACAUCAAAAAGAGACCUAGAACUUGCUUUCCAGAGAGCAAGAGAUGAGUGUUCUCGUUUACAAGACAAAAUGAAUUUUGAUGUGUCUAACCUAAAAGAUAACAAUGAGAUUCUUUCUCAACAACUAUUUAAAACUGAAAGUAAACUCAAUAGCCUAGAAAUUGAGCUCCAUCACACGAGAGAUGCCCUCAGAGAAAAGACUUUGGGUUUAGAACGGGUACAAAAGGACCUAAGCCAAACACAGUGUCAAAUGAAGGAAAUGGAACAAAAGUAUCAAAAUGAACAAGUUAAAGUGAAUAAAUACAUUGGAAAGCAGGAGUCUGUAGAGGAGAGAUUGUCUCAACUACAAAGUGAGAAUAUGUUGCUUCGACAACAACUGGAUGAUGCCCACAACAAGGCUGACAAUAAAGAGAAGACAGUGAUUAAUAUCCAAGACCAGUUUCAUGCUAUUGUGCAAAAACUUCAAGCUGAGAGCGAAAAGCAAAGUCUUCUGCUAGAAGAAAGAAAUAAGGAGUUAAUCAGUGAAUGUAAUCACUUAAAAGAAAGACAGUAUCAGUAUGAAAAUGAAAAGGCAGAAAGAGAAGUUGUUGUGAGACAACUUCAACAAGAACUAGCUGAUACCCUAAAAAAACAAUCUAUGUCAGAGGCUUCACUGGAGGUUACAUCACGUUAUCGUAUUAAUUUAGAAGAUGAGACACAGGAUUUAAAGAAGAAAUUAUGUCAAAUCAGAAAUCAAUUGCAAGAAGCACAGGAUCGACAUACAGAAGCUGUCAGAUGUGCUGAGAAGAUGCAAGAUCACAAGCAAAAGCUUGAAAAAGAUAAUGCCAAGUUAAAAGUUACAAUCAAAAAGCAAAUGGACAAAAUUGAGGAGCUUCAGAAAAACCUGUUAAAUGCAAAUUUGUCUGAAGAUGAAAAGGAACAAUUAAAGAAGCUUAUGGAAUUAAAACAGUCGCUGGAAUGUAAUUUGGAUCUAGAAAUGAAGAAAAAUGUUGAAUUAGAAAGAGAGAUAACUGGGUUUAAGAACCUCUUAAAAAUGACAAGAAAGAAGUUAAAUGAAUAUGAAAAUGGAGAAUUUAGUUUCCAUGGAGAUUUAAAAACUAGUCAAUUUGAAAUGGGUAUUCAGAUUAAUAAACUAAAACAUAAGAUUGAUGAUCUUACAGCAGAACUGGAGACUGCAGGUUCAAAAUGUCUACAUCUGGAUACAAAGAAUCAAGUUCUUCAACAGGAGUUGUUAUCCAUGAAAACAAUACAAAAGAAAUGUGAAAAACUACAGAAGAAUAAAAAGAAGUUGGAACAAGAAGUGAUCGACCUGAGAAGUCAUAUAGAAAGGAAUAUGGUAGAACUUGGUCAAGUCAAACAGUAUAAACAGGAGAUUGAAGAAAGAGCAAGACAGGAAAUAGUAGAAAAACUAAAAGAAGUCAAUUUGUUUUUACAGGCACAAGCAGCAUCUCAAGAAAACUUAGAGCAGUUAAGAGAGAAUAAUUUUGCUUCAAUGAAAAGUCAGAUGGAACUCAGAAUUAAAGAUCUGGAAUCUGAACUCUCCAAAAUAAAAACAUCUCAAGAAGACUUUAAUAAAACUGAACUGGAAAAAUAUAAGCAACUCUAUCUAGAAGAAUUAAAAGUUAGAAAAUCUUUGUCAAGUAAACUAAACAAAACUAAUGAGAGGCUAGCAGAGGUCAGCACCAAACUUCUUGUGGAAAAACAGCAGAGCAGAUCUUUGUUCACCACUCUCACUACCAGGCCAGUCAUGGAGCCACCUUGUGUUGGAAAUCUUAAUAAUAGUUUAGAUCUCAACAGAAAACUUAUUCCAAGAGAAAACUUAGUGAUCUCUACCUCAAAUCCACGGGCUUCAAAUAAUAGCAUGGAGAACUACUUGAGCAAGAUGCAGCAGGAGUUGGAAAAAAAUAUAACUAGAGAACUCAAAGAAGCUGCUGCUGAAUUGGAAUCUGGAUCAAUAGCUUCCCCUCUAGGAUCUACUGAUGAGUCAAAUCUAAAUCAAGAUCUAGUUUGGAAAGCAUCAAGAGAAUAUGUACAGGUUUUAAAGAAAAAUUAUAUGAUCUGAAAGAUAAAAUUUUAUUACUGGGCUGUUUAUGUGACAUUUUGUUUCUCAUUAAAUAUUAAUAUAUGCCAUGUAAAAAUCUUUAUUAAAGGAACAUAUUUUUGUAUCAUAUGUGUCAGAUCAAAAUUUAUAUAGUUUUUUAAACAAUGUUACUUGGCUUCUUUAACUUUUAAGUGGAUUUUGCCAAUGAAAACCAGGAAUAUUGAGUUUUACAUACUCAAACUGCCGAAAUAUCAGCUGUUUAAACAGCCAAACCACUAAGUUGUCAUUAAUACUUUAGUGCAGUUAAUUGGUGGCUUAUUUGUAUUUUGUAAUUUUUAUCACUAUAUGUAGUGGUAGAGUUGGACUUAGACAUCAUUUUGUUGUGCAGGAACUGUGGUCAUUGUUCAUGUUUGGAUGCAUUACAAUUGUUACAGUGCCAUCAGAUUUACAUAAUUUUAAUUUUAAGCACUGAUUUAUAUAGCUGUUCUUAGGGAGAAAUAAGAUUUGCCUGAUUCACCUUUUCUGUUUGUUUAUUUAUUUUUAAUUAACCUUUUGGAAAUAGCCUUCAGUUUAGAGAAAAUUUUGAAGUUUUAGUACAAAGACUUUCCCCUCCGAACCAUUGAGAGUAAAUUGCUGACAUUAUGCCAUCACCCCUGAUUAGUGGGCAUUCCUACAAGUCAGGACAUUCUACAUAACUACAGUGCAAACCUUGCAAUAAGAAAGUCAACAUUAAUACAUUCUAGUUUGUUACUUCUCUGUAAUGUCCUUUAUAGCAAAAGGAUCCCAUUCUAAUCCAUGGCUUGUAUUUAGUUGUUGUAUCUGUUAGAUUCUUUCAGUCUGGAACAGUUCCUCAGUCUUUCCUUGACCUUCAUGACCUUGAAUAUUUUGAAGAGUAAAGUCUGGUAAUACAAGAAUGUCCCUCAAUUGGGUUUCAUGGUGAUUAGAUUUAGAUUAUAUGAUUUUUUGGCAGGAGUAUCACAGAAGUGACCCAGUGAUCUUCUCAUUGCAUCUUACCUGUGACCCUACAGUUUUGAUUUGCCCUGUUAGUGGCAAUGUUAGCAUUGAUCACUAACAGUGGUAUCUGCUGAAUUUCUCCUCUGUAGUGUUAUUUUUUCACCUUGUGGUUAAUUAGUAUUUUACGGGGAGGUAAUUUGAGACUAUGUACAUAUCUCUGCUCCUCAUCGAACCCUCAAUUUAUUCAUUUACUUGUAUCAAUAUGGAUUCAUGGUUUAUUUUAUUCAGUGGGUUAUAAUUCAUUAAUAUUGUUAUUAAAAAUUUGUUUUUCUUUUAAGAAAUGUUCUAUUUUGACAACUUCAGACUUACAAAAAGAUUAUAAGAGGUAAUACAAAUAAUUUUUGGAUAUUAUUCCCCAAAUGUUAACAUUUUACUACAUUUACUUUAUCCUUUCUCCCCCUUCUCCUCCUGUCUUUCUAGAUGAAUAUGAAUAUAGGUACUUAAUACAGAUUUUUUUUUCUGAACUGUUUGUAGGUUGCAGACACGAUGCCUCUUUAUUUCUAAAUAAUGUGUAUUUCCUAAAUAAAAGGAAUUACCUUACAUAACUGUAGUAUAAUGGUCAAAAUCAGGAUAUUAACAUUGGUUCAAUGUUAAUAUCUAAUCUAUAGACCUUAUGCAGAUUUUGCCAAUUGUCUCCAAAAUAUCCUUGAUAGUCGAGGAAAAUUCAAGAUGGGGGAUUUUCACCAAGUGUGAUGUGUUGGUCCAAUUGUCCCGUUUCUAUAGUUUCCUUUUAUCUGGGAUAGUUCCUGAGUCUUUCUUUGAUUGUCAUGACAUUUAUGUUUUUGGAGAGUAUAGGUCAGCUGUUUUGUAGGCUUUCUCUCCAUUUUGGUUUGUACGGUGUUUCCUCAUGAUUGCCAGGUUGUGCCAUUCGGGCAGAGUUCUCUGCAAUGCAGCAUCUUGAGGCAUCUGCUGUCACUCGCUUCCAUUACUGGCCAAUGUUGACUUCGAUUAUUUGAUUUGUUCAAAUAAUCGAAGUCAACAUCCUGCCAUGUUUGUCCAUGGUUAAGCUACUAUAUGCUUUGUAUUUUAUAAAUAUCUUGUAUAAAGAUACUUUGAGGCUUUGUAAAUAUCUGGCUACUACUCAGAACUUCCCCCACAAGAUAAAGCAUUUCAUUGGUGA